Molecule: messenger RNA, 2469 nt
Organism: Peronospora farinosa
Lineage: Eukaryota; Oomycota; Peronosporomycetes; Peronosporales; Peronosporaceae
Source: the annotation of a GenBank genome assembly
AUGCCGGCGCUUGAGGUAUUCGGACGUCGUAGUCGCGUCGUGGGCAGUGACGACCUGUACUGCCCGUCACUCUUCCUGUUGUUUUACCAAAUGCCAUUGAUACUACUGUGUGUAUUGUACACGAGUGUAUGGCGACGAUGCUCGUCCACAGCACUGAAUACAAGCGGCCUCUCGUUCUGGUACAUCCUCGUCGCUAUACCGCUUGUGUUUUUUCGUGGGUGCAUCUACCUUAUGAUUAUGCACGUGUCAUCUCAAGGCACAAUAGUCGACCAUGAGCGUCGCAUGCUGAUGCCCCGAAUGCUGCACGUACAUACACUUUGGUCGGGUCUACUCGUGGUCUACGGUAUUACCGGUCUUUACUGCUGGUAUUCCCAGUAUUUGUGUCACCCCGAUGGACGUUUUGUAGUGGCCGUCAGUGGGUUUUUAGUCGCUGAAGUAACGUUUACGUUUUCACUUGGAGUAUGUAUCAUGAGUGACAUUCAACCGGAAGAGCUAUUGGAUCAAGUUAAAUCUCCAGUUUCAAGUACUUUGGAUCCUUAUGGUAACGCUAUUGAUGCUGAACGUCAAUCGUUGUUGUUGUUGGAUGAUGCAGAAAUGGAUCGAGCAGUUCCAAGCUCGGAUGUGCAUGUACCACAGAGUCAAAAGUUGUGGAAACAACGGUGUACACGGUGCUGCAUGUGUCUGCGGUGCUUUACGUGCAAUUUGUUUGGUGGAGCAGGCACUCACCAUGAUAGUAUGUCGGUAGUGGCAAAAGUGUUUUCGAGGUUGUUCUACGGUAGUCCGAAUCUCGUGAUAUCGGACAUUAUAGCAGGUUUUGUGCUUCUGGCAGCGGUGCAGGCAUAUGAAGAUCAUCAUGAGAUUGUUGCUACCUCGCCUCAUCGAGAAGAAGACGAAGAAGUGGAAGAGACGCUUGGAAAAAUUCGUGCUAGAAUUCGCGCUAGCACAAGCAAGAUGACAUUACUUGGCAAUGGAGCUGCAACCACGGCUUCAGCGAGAAACGCGUCUCGGAGAUCGACGGCGUUACCGGCUUCCGCAUCGGACGGCAACGAUACGAGCCAGUUUGUCUCCAUUAGCAUUCCUUCCUCGAUCGAGUCCCAGAGGCAACACGGCGUUGGCUUUGAGAAUUCGGCCAAGCCUUUUUACUACCAUCCUACAGAUCCUCACCUCAAUGACAUGGAGCUGACGAGAACGUUGAAGGAGUUGGCACACUUUAUGAAAUAUGCGAUUGGUAUCUACGGUUGGAUGCUGUUUGUGUGGUCUCAUCCGUGGAGCGGUACGUUUGGGAUAGCCUUUUCUUGCCUGCGUCGCAACCUGCGAUGGGUGCAUGGUGAUAACUGGUUUCGCCUCGGCCAGACCGCACUGCAGCUUGAAACGAAGUUGCACAGUGAUGAUAUCGUGUACGCGAGUUUCCGUAACUCGGUAUACCGGCCAGCUUUUGCAGUGAUGCUAGACCACGGACGCAAGGAGGUUGUUAUUGCGAUCCGUGGUACACUGUCUCUGGAAGACUGCCUUACUGAUGCCAUUGCAUACGGUAUGUCCAUGAACGACGUGGUCGAUCGGUGGGGGUGUGAUGGCACGGACGAGUACGCACACCAGGGCUUCCUUACGUGUGCCGAGUCGGUGUGUCUGGAGCUCAAACGUCUCGGUGUCCUCGAAAUGCUUUUUGAUAAUAAAUCUACUGCAGCAGUUGCAACGGGCGAGGUUAACCUGUGUGAACGUGGUGCGUAUCGCGACUACGGUCUCGUGGUUACUGGCCACUCGCUUGGAGCUAGUACGGCAGUACUAUUGUCGAUCCUGCUCCGUCCCAGGUACCCGAACCUUCGUUGCUUUGCGUACAGCCCUUCGGGCUGCACUGUGUCUCCUAGACUCGCAGCUCGUUGCGCAGCCUUCACGACUUCGCUCGUUCUGGGCGACGACAUCAUUGCUCGGUCAUCGAUCACUUCAGCCGAGGUACUGCGUGACAGUGUGCUAGAUUUGAUUGGUAGAAGCAAGGUGAAUAAGGCUGUUAUCUUACGGCAAGUCAUUUCCUGGAGGAAUCCAGAUGAGCUGCUUUAUAGAGAAUCAGAUGAACGUUCUGCUGUUGACGACGACGGAAGCGGGUCUACAAAAGUGCGCUCGACGUUCAUAGCGCAUUUGUCCAAUUAUCGCACGAUGCUACAGCGUAUACAGGAAUCGGAACCAAUCCAUGAAUUGACCAUCCCUGGACGUGUGGUGCAUCUCAAGCGCGUAGUGCGUGCCAAGGAAGUAGCUGGGUGCUGGGUUUGCUGUCGUCCUGGAGGCGGCGGAAUAUGCUGCACUGCGCGCACGAACUAUCGUUUUGCUUGGGCUGUGGAAGAUCAGUUCAAGCAGAUCCGCAUUGGACGAACUAUGCUGGAUGAUCACUUCCCUGACAAAGUCCAUCACGUGCUUCAGGACUGCGUGAAGCGCUUGCGCAGGAAUCAGGACGAGAACGAGACUCAGUGUCUAUAA